CCAUGACUUCCUUAGAUCAUUGCACCUUCCAGCAUUUCUCAGCGUAAACACCAUAGACAACUUCCAUUCCCGUAUCAUUCCAUCUUACGACUACACUCUUUGUAGUUGGAUUGCUCAUUUACCCCGCCGCCCCCUUGGACACCGCUUGUUUCCACUCGAUAUUAGCCUCCUUCUAGGUGGAGCACGGUUGGGCAGAACUCGUCAGGUUGGAGCAAUACCAGUCCGUUUUAUUUCCAUACACCGCGAUCUUGAUCAUCCUUUUUCUUCGUUCGACAUCUUUCCUUCUGUCUCACCCAACUUUCGCAUCUCUUUCUUCAGCACCUUCGCAUCUGCCUGAUCCAUACCCUCUUGCCGGCGUUUCGCAGAACUCACCACCUGCAACACCACAGUAUUAGCAGAUCGACACCAAGCACAUCACCAGUAUCAUCAUGUCACAGUAUCAACAGGACGAAUUGGCUCGUCUCUUUGCCAACAACAUGAGCUUGAAUCACACCUUGCCUCAAUCCACUCCCGACAAGCAGUUCCUCGGCCACACGUCUACCGUUCAGCCCAUCUACUACAGCUCCCAGCACUACACUCCAUCCUACUACAUGCACGUUGCCCCAACGCCGGAACAACAGCAGGCAGUAGCACCCCGCGCAGACUCUCCCCUCAGUGGCAGCCCACUAGACAACCACAGUAACAGCCUCACACCCAUCCAUCUGGCGUCGAUGCUGCGCAACCACGACAUCGACCCCACCUCGCUGAGCCCUUCGCAAGUCAAGCUUUUCACCAACGCAGACUACGACCAGCGAUUACGCCUACUCGAACUCUGGCGCAUCUCUCCCCCACAGUCAGCAGACCACAUGCAGCAAGAAACAAGUCUGGCACACGAAGAGCAGCUGGCAUCGUUGCGCUACGAGGAGCGCAUGCGUGGACAAGUUGACGAUGCACAGGCUGAGCCUUAUAUGGAGUCGGGCUAUGCCCACUCUGCUCACAGUGAGCCUGUGUAUGCUUCUUGCUCUGGCGGCAUGUGGCAAUCUCAAGCUUCGCAGCAGGAUCGCUCUGUCAAGGAGAUGGAAGAUGCAUACGGUUCUUGGGCACAGGCACGCAACUUCGAACAGCUGCAGGCCAUGAAUGCUCAGGUUGAGCAGCAGCGCAGCUAUGGUGGCUACCAAUCUGCUGCACACGAUGAUGACGAUAUGGAGUUGUAGGCGAUGUGUGUUCCACGAAGGAAGACGUCCGGUCCGGUUCGGUUCAGCACAUAGUAUUCUUCAGGGGGUGACAGGAUACAAUUACGACAGCAUAUGCAGGCGCAAUCAAGGAGUACGGCAGAACACACAAUGUAGCGCAACAUAUCCUUAUUUAUUAUCAGGAGUUUCAUAGUGAGCAAACCGCGAAAUCGU
Molecule: messenger RNA, 1385 nt
Organism: Aureobasidium pullulans EXF-150
Lineage: Eukaryota; Fungi; Ascomycota; Dothideomycetes; Dothideales; Saccotheciaceae
Exons: 2
Coding region: 429-1193 (254 amino acids)
Source: RefSeq, a predicted model, not a curated record